UAUUAGAGGCCCGGCCCGUGCCUGCCCCCUGUGAAGCGUGAAAGCUCACCCUCCUCCUCCAUCGCCCCGCUCCCCCGUCUCUUCUCUCCCACUCUCUUCCUGCCUCUAUUGUUUUUUCCGUCUCCUCUUGUGUCUGCGUUUCCUUUACAUUGCAUAGUGUGUUGCCGUUCUGCGCUUGGUUUGUGCUCGGGGGACGGUGCGCGAUACUGCUAUUUCGGACUGUCGUGGACGAGUGUGCUAGGCCAAGAUGAGUACGGAGAAGGAGCGCGAGAGCUAUGUGUACAUGGCCAAGCUCGCCGAGCAGGCGGAGCGUUACGAUGAGAUGGUGGAAUCGAUGAAGAAGGUUGCCAAGCUUGAUGUGGAGCUGACAGUAGAGGAGCGAAAUCUCUUGUCCGUGGGUUAUAAGAAUGUCAUCGGAGCCCGGAGGGCGUCAUGGCGGAUCAUGUCAUCCAUCGAACAGAAGGAGGAGAGCAAAGGUAACGAACAGAAUGUUAAACGCAUCAAGGACUACAGACACAAGGUGGAGGAGGAGCUGUCGAAGAUCUGCAAUGAUAUCCUGUCUAUCAUCGACGGACACCUGAUUCCGUCGUCCAGCACGGGAGAGUCCACUGUGUUCUACUAUAAAAUGAAGGGAGAUUACUAUCGGUACCUGGCGGAGUUCAAGACCGGGAAUGAGAGGAAAGAGGCCGCUGACCAAUCUUUGAAGGCAUACCAGGCUGCAUCCAGCACUGCAGUGACGGACCUGGCACCGACGCAUCCUAUCCGACUGGGAUUAGCUUUGAACUUCUCGGUCUUUUAUUAUGAAAUUUUGAACUCUCCUGAGAGGGCAUGCCAUUUGGCGAAACAAGCAUUUGACGAGGCGAUUGCUGAGUUGGAUACGUUAAGUGAGGAGUCGUACAAGGACAGCACAUUGAUCAUGCAGCUACUUAGAGAUAAUCUGACCCUGUGGACAUCUGACCUUCAGGACGAGGGAGGUGACGACCAGGGAAAGGGAGAUGAUAUGAGGCCCGAGGAGGCUGAGUGAUGACGAUUAGGUCUUUUAUGUGGAGACGAAUUUGCAAAUCACUUCACUCAAUUGGUGGUGGGCCGGGGCAAGAAGAUGUGCAGUUGCGUGCCAGCAAUUGUUUAUGACGUGUCUUGCCUGCUUUGUUCUGCGUAGAGACGAGCUGUCCAUAGUGUUUUUCGCUAGGAUGCCAAAUGCCAAGAUGCAAUAUUAAAAUGAAGGAUGCCUUCCAAACAACUAUGUUCGGUAAUGCUUGAUGAGGUUGGCUGCAGGAUAUGCUUGUGUCCUGGCUGAACGGUUCCCCAUUAAUUUAUGGUUUUAUGCACGGGGAUUUGUCGUUUCCGUCUCUUUAUGAUGA
This is a messenger RNA of Physcomitrium patens, 1361 nucleotides long. Its product is annotated as 14-3-3 protein 7. Lineage: Eukaryota; Viridiplantae; Streptophyta; Bryopsida; Funariales; Funariaceae. The record is from RefSeq and is a predicted model, not a curated record.